Messenger RNA from Pleurotus ostreatus (oyster mushroom), 1065 nucleotides. RefSeq lists its product as uncharacterized. The transcript has a single exon. The coding region runs from base 1 to 1065 and encodes 354 amino acids. Lineage: Eukaryota; Fungi; Basidiomycota; Agaricomycetes; Agaricales; Pleurotaceae. The record is from RefSeq and is a predicted model, not a curated record.
AUGCCUACUCCUAACGCAACUUCGACCAAUAUAAACCUCGUCUUCCGUCUUGACCAAGUUCUCUUCCACUCUCGAAGCUAUUGCAUGAUGGACUCGCUCAAUAUUCCACCCGGAAACCCUAUUAAACAAACAUGCCUCCCGCCAGAAAUAAUUGAAGACAUACUUAAUAUCAUUUGGGCAUCCCCCCUUACCCUCAGAGAGCGCAUCACCUUAAUGGUCAGCUCCGUCCUCGUCAGCAAAGCAUGGACGGUCAUAUACAGUCGUGUCUCCUCGAAGGACGUCUUCAUCCCAUGCCCGAACUACGUGCCCUAUCUUAUAAACCUCCUCCAUGGACCUUCCACCAUCUUCGACCCCGCGGUACACCACCUCCCGCAAGAGUGCUGCCGCUCGCUCUCCUUCCGCGUGGAGAUGCGCCCGAAUCAUAAGUUCUGGGACCACCUCAUUCCGUGGAAUGCCAGCAGUAUCUUCGAUCUCCUAUACUGCCUCGACCGCAUCCCGGCGUACCUCCCCAACCUGCGCCGAAUUGCGAUACAAUACUCUGGCGGGGGCUACACGGACUUGUACCAAGGGUUCCGGCUGCGCAACUUCCCCCCUCAGGUCACGGACCUGGAGGUCUCCUUCGUACACAACCUCCCAUCACUCAACUGCCCCCCCAAGGCUUACACGACACGGAUGAAGCACACGUGCUACAUGCCCUCCCUCCGCCGGUUGACUAUACGCGGAGAAGGGCUCUCUUGGUUUAUUUUGGAGAUGUUGGAUGUGUCCCCGAAUGUGCACACCCUCGAAAUGGAUUUGGGAAAUAGAGACGUUUGGAAGACAGAGCGGAUGUCAGAGGUGGCCUCCCUCAUUCUUCGAUGCCCGCAAGGCAGCGAUGACGAGGAGAAGGUGCUGUGGUCUCUCAGAGACACCCUAUCCAAUCCGUCCUCUUCCUCCGAGGUAGACGGCAGGAUGACGAAGCGACGCGUUCUCGUUGGUCCGUUGAAGGUAAACAUGCUGACUUGCUCCGAGUUCUACCCCAUAAGGGACGAACUUGCCCAGCAAGGAGCUUUACUAGAGUUAAUAUAA